This is a messenger RNA of Rhineura floridana, 945 nucleotides long. Its product is annotated as olfactory receptor 10T2-like. The coding region runs from base 1 to 945 and encodes 314 amino acids. The transcript has a single exon. The record is from RefSeq and is a predicted model, not a curated record. Gene Ontology annotation, cellular component: membrane. Gene Ontology annotation, biological process: G protein-coupled receptor signaling pathway. Gene Ontology annotation, molecular function: G protein-coupled receptor activity; olfactory receptor activity. NCBI's taxonomy places the organism in Eukaryota, Metazoa, Chordata, Lepidosauria, Squamata, Rhineuridae.
AUGAAUAAGGGAAAUGACAGCUCAGUGACUGAAUUUCUCUUGCUGGGAUUUUCCAUUCUUGGAAAUAAACCGACCUUACUUUUCCUGGGCUUCUCCCUUACAUAUACCACAAUCCUUGUAUUCAACGUCAUCAUCAUGUCCGUCAUACUGCUCGACCAGACUUUACACAGUCCUAUGUACUUUCUACUCUUUGCAUUGUCUGUAUCAGAAACCUGCACCACAUUUGUUGCCAUCCCCAAGUUGCUGGUGACUCUGUUGACAGGCAAUCAAUCCAUUUCCUUUGCUGGAUGCACUGUGCAGAUGUUUUGCUACUUUGCCUUGGCAGCAAACAACUGUUUCCUGCUAGUCGCUAUGGCUUAUGAUCGGUAUGUGGCAAUAUGCUGCCCUCUUCAAUACCAGGUGCUGAUGAACAAAAGGGUUUGUACCAAACUGGUAGGUGCUUCAUGUGCAACUGGAUGUCUCAUAUCACUGAGUAUUGAUACCCUCAUUUUCAGGUUGCCCUUCUGUGGGCCAAAUGGAAUCAAGCAUUUCUUCUGUGAUCUCUCACCUGUGCUGAGACUGGCUUGCACUAACAUCCAUCUGACUAAUACUGCAGUUAUUAUUUUGUCUGCUAUUGUUUUGCUAGGCACAGUCAUACUGAUCUUUGUCUCAUACAUCUACAUCCUCUCUGCCAUCUUAAGGAUACACUCCAGCCUGGGAAGGCAGAAAGCCUUCUCAACCUGUGCUUCACACCUCACUGUGGUGAUAACACACUUUGGCUGUGCGUCCUUUGUGUAUUUGAGACCCAAGUCUGCCUCAUCACUAGAUCAGGACACAUUGAUCUCAGUGACUUACGUCUUUCUAACCCCUUUACUGAACCCUGUGAUUUAUACCUUAAGAAACAAGGAAGUUAAAUUAGCCAUCAAAAAAUUACUAAGAACCUCAUUUUGUUCUCAGAAACUGUGA